Moneuplotes crassus is the source of this 940-nucleotide messenger RNA. The record is from the annotation of a GenBank genome assembly. Lineage: Eukaryota; Ciliophora; Spirotrichea; Euplotida; Euplotidae.
AUGUUUUGCUGUCUGAACCAGAUCGCCUACUAUGUAGGCUUGUUCGUGAUUGGUCUCGUGGCCGUCAAGUUUGGAUUCUAUGUUCAGAGGAAUUUCUUCAGGAAGGGGUAUGAUGUACAUGAAAGAUAUGGAAAAGAUUCUUGGAUUCUGAUCACAGGAGCCACAGCAGGAAUUGGACUAUCAUUGGCAAAAUACUCUGCUAAAGUUAAAGGUCUCAACGUUGUUCUGUUGGGUAGAAAUCAAGAGAAGUUGGAGGAAGCUGAGAAGGAGGUUAAAGCAGCUAACCCAAAGAUCAAGACCAAGACUUACAAGUUUGAUUUCAACAAUAACUCUGGGUAUGAGUCAUAUCUCAAGAUCUCUGAGGACUUAAGAGAUUUGGACAUCUCAAUGUUGGUCAACAACGCUGGAUAUAUGGACUUGAGACCAAUUCUUACUCUGAAGGAAGAAGUAAUGGAACAAGUUACUCAGACCAAUAUCAACGGACUGUCUUUGCUCACAUUAAUCUUCGCUAAGAGAUUUGCAAAGAGAGACAAGAGAAGUGCUAUCGUUAACGUAGCAAGUCAAGCAGGAUAUGCACCUUUGCCAGGAAACGCUCAUUAUGGAGCAAGUAAAGCAUUUGUAAGGAGCUUGACUAAGGCAGUUGGGUAUGAGCUAAGAGAUAAACUAGAUAUGCUAUGCUUCUCUCCAGGAUUUGUAACCACUGCAAUGACCAUUAAUAAAACCGGGCCUGAUGUAGUUACUUCAGAUGAUUGUUGUCACUGUAUUUUCAGAGAUCUUGGAUAUGAGACCGAGAAUCAACCAAGCACUUUACAUGAAUUUGUAGUCUUCCUAGUAAGCCCAGUCUUGCUCAUCAAUGAGAAUCUGCCGAAUCUCGUACUUUCCCCAAUGAUGGGCCAAGAGUUCAAAAGAAUGGAGGAUCUUAGAAACAAAGAGAAGUAAA